GUUCCCUACUUUGAUGACGUCCUGAUCGCUGCAAGCAGCCGCUCAGACCUCAUCAAAGUCUUAAGGAAUUUCCUCGACCGUUUUAGGGGCGUGGGCUUAAAAUUGAAGCGCAGCAAAUGUUCCUUUGCUGUGCCCCAAGUGGAAUUCCUGGGCUUCUUGAUAGACGCCAAGGGAAUCCACCCCACCCCUUCUAAGAUUGCCGCCAUAAGGAACGCACCCCCCCCCAACCUCAAAGGCGCAGCUUCAAGCGUUCCUCGGCCUUUUAAAUUUUUACGCGCCAUUCAUUCCUCACAAGGCGUCACUAGCUGAGCUGCUGCAUCGGUUGCUCGACCGAUCUGCAGCCUGGUGCUGGGGCAGCCGCAAAACGCAUGCGUUUGCGGCUGUCAAAUCCCUGCUGACGUCAGAGGCAGUCUUAGUACAAUACUGACUUUGCUGCCCCUGACUUUGGCCUGUGACGCCUCCCCCGUGGGUUUGGGGGCAGUUCUGAGCCACGUCCUUCCCAACGGCUCAGAAGCCCCCAUAGCUUUUUACUCCCGGACACUUUCCUCCGCCGAGAGGAACUACAGCCAGAUUGACAAGGAGGCUCUGGCUGCGGUGUCCGGGGUUAAAAAGUUCCACGACUAUCUCUAUGGUUGGCACUUUACACUCUACACCAACCACAAGCCUCUCCUUGGGCUUCUGGCUGGUGAUAGGCCGACCCCCCCAUCCUAUCCCCUAGGAUGACCUGCUGGACGGAGUUCCUGGCUGCGUACUCCUAUGCCCUAUGCUACCAUCCGGGCAAGCACUUAGGGCAUACGGAUGCCCUUAAUCGCUGCCCCCUCCCUUGCGAGGACCCCCAGUCGGUUCCAUGCCCCUCAGUCCUCUCCAUUGCCGAGCUGGACUUGCCCCUAACCUGCACUGAUGUGGCCUCCCACUCUCGAGCUGACCCUGUCUUGUCCAAAGUCAUGGCAUGGGUCCUGAGAGGGUGGCCUACAGAGGCUCUACACCCAGACUGCCGGGCCUUCAGCUGGAACUCUCCCUCCACUCAGGCUGCCUCCUCUGGGGUGACCGCGUGGUCAUCCCAUCGGUCCUACGCAAACAAGUCCUGCAGCAGCUCCAUGCCGAUCACCCCGGGGUCGCGCGCAUGAAGGCGCUGGCCCGCAGUUACGUCUGGUGGCCCAGCUUAGACUCCGAGAUCGAGGCCUGGGUCACCCGCUGCAUUACCUGCCAGGAAUCUCGCCCAUCUCCCCCCUCCUCCCCCUCCCGGGAGUGGGAGAUGCCACGCGGGCCCUGGUCCCGCAUCCACAUAGACUUUGCGGGCCCCUUCCACGGCCAGGUAUUCUUGGUGGCUGUAGAUGCAUACUCUCGCUGGGUGGAGCUGAUCUUAAUGCACUCCACCACAGCCGAGAGCACGGUGCGGGCCCUGCGAUGGUUGUUUGCUACCCAUGGGUUGCCGGACACAGUUGUGUCUGACAACGGCCCGCAAUUCACAUCUACGGCCUUCCAAACAUUCCUGGCCGCCCAAGGGAUCCGCCAUGUGCCAGUCGCCCCUUACCAUCCGGCCAGCAAUGGCCGGGCGGAAAGGGCGGUCCGAUCGGCCAAGGAGGCUUUGGGCCGCAUGAACCGAGGCGACUGGCAGGCAAGGGUGGAUGCGUACUUAAUGGCACAGCACUCCACACCUUGCCCCCUAACCCACAAAGCCCCGCGGAACUGCUGAUGGGCCGGCGCCUGCGGACCACCCUGGAUAGACUACAUCCCGUCUAUUCAGGAAUUCAGCCUGGCAACCU
Thamnophis elegans (Western terrestrial garter snake) is the source of this 1766-nucleotide messenger RNA. RefSeq lists its product as uncharacterized. The record is from RefSeq and is a predicted model, not a curated record. The coding region runs from base 950 to 1696 and encodes 248 amino acids. Gene Ontology annotation, molecular function: nucleic acid binding. The transcript has a single exon. Gene Ontology annotation, biological process: DNA integration. NCBI's taxonomy places the organism in Eukaryota, Metazoa, Chordata, Lepidosauria, Squamata, Natricidae.